This is a messenger RNA of Oryza brachyantha (malo sina), 2194 nucleotides long. RefSeq names its product protein NUCLEAR FUSION DEFECTIVE 4-like. The coding region runs from base 59 to 1954 and encodes 631 amino acids. Gene Ontology annotation, cellular component: membrane. The record is from RefSeq and is a predicted model, not a curated record. The transcript has a single exon. Lineage: Eukaryota; Viridiplantae; Streptophyta; Magnoliopsida; Poales; Poaceae.
CUAGCGUCCCAGCAGGAGGAAGAAGAAGAAGACCAGAACUGCGAGCUCAACCAAAUCAAUGGCGUUCGGCGGCGGGUCCGGUGGUGGCGGCGAGGGCCUGGCGGCGACGAUGCGGUUCGGCGCGCACGUGGUGCGGGGGCGGUGGUUCAUGUUCUUCGCGUCGAUCCUGAUCAUGGCGGCGGCCGGCGGCACGUACAUCUUCGGCAUCUACUCGAAGGCGAUCAAGACGUCGCUGGGGUACGACCAGCAGACGCUCAACACGCUCAGCUUCUUCAAGGACGUCGGCGCCAACGUCGGCAUCCUGCCGGGCCUCAUCAACGAGGUCACGCCGCCAUGGGUGGUGCUCGCCUGCGGCGCCGGCAUGAACCUCGCCGGCUACCUCAUGAUCUACCUCGCCGUGUCCGGCCACACCGCCAGGCCGCCCGUGUGGCUCAUGUGCGUCUACAUCGCCGUCGGCGCCAACUCCCAGUCGUUCGCCAACACCGGCGCGCUCGUCACCGCCGUCAAGAACUUCCCAGAGGACCGCGGCGUCGUGCUGGGACUGCUCAAGGGGUUCGUCGGACUCAGCGGCGCCAUCUUCACGCAGCUCUACCGCGCCAUCUACGGCGUCGAGGACGACGGCGCGUCGCUGGUGCUGCUCAUGGCGUGGCUCCCCGCCGCCAUCUCUCUGCUCUUCAUCCCCACCAUCCGCAUCAUGCCGAGGAGCCCCGCCGCCGCCGGGGCGGGCCCGGCCGCGAGGAGGCGCGAGCGCAAGGCCUUCUUCUACUUCCUCUACGCCUCCAUCGUCCUCGCCGUCUACCUCCUCGUCAUGAACGUCGUCGAGCUGGAGGUGCUCGGCUUCCCCAAGCCCGCCUACUACGUCACCGCCACCGUGCUCCUCCUCCUCAUCUUCUUCCCGCUCGUGAUCGUCGUCAAGCAAGAACUCAGCACUUACCUGAAUCCGUCUCCAGCGACGACGCCGGCGACGAGGUCCGCCGUGACAGUCAUCACAGUCGACGAGAAGAAGGAGAAGCCACAGGCUGCAGAGGACGACGGCGACGACAAGGCGGCGCCGUCGCCGACGUGCCUGCAGGACGUGUUCAGGCCGCCGGCGCGGGGGGAGGACUACACGAUCCUGCAAGCUCUGUUCAGCGUGGACAUGCUGGUGCUGUUCGUCGCCACCAUCUGCGGCGUCGGCGGCACGCUGACGGCGAUCGACAACAUGGGGCAGAUCGGGCAGUCGCUGGGCUACCCGCAGCGGAGCAUCUCCACGUUCGUCUCCCUCGUGAGCAUCUGGAACUACGCCGGCCGCGUGGUCGCCGGCUUCGCCUCGGAGUACGUGCUGGCGCGGUACAAGGUGCCCCGGCCGCUGGCGCUGACGGUGGUGCUCGUCCUCGCCUGCGCCGGCCACCUCCUCAUCGCGCUCGGCGUCAGCAACGGCCUGUACGCGGCGUCGGUGAUCCUCGGAUUCUGCUUCGGCGCGCAGUGGCCGCUGCUGUUCGCCAUCAUCUCCGAGGUGUUCGGCCUCAAGUACUACUCCACGCUCUACAACUUCGGCGCGGUGGCGAGCCCCGUCAGCUCCUACAUCCUCAACGUCCGCGUCACCGGCCGCCUCUACGACCGCGAGGCGGAGCGGCAGCUGGCCGCCGGCGCCGUCGCCGUCGCCGGCGCGGCCAGGAAGGGGGGCAGGGACCUGACGUGCGUCGGGGUGGGGUGCUUCAGGGUCUCGUUCCUGAUCAUCGCCGCCGUCACGCUGCUCGGCGCCGCCGUGUCGCUGCUGCUCGCGUGGCGGACGAGGAACUUCUACCGCGGCGACCUCUACGGCAAGUUCAGGGAGGUCGCCGCGGCGACGGGAGAAGGAGCGCAGCAAGCCAAAAAGGUCGACGACGACGAUGCCGCCGGCGAGACCAGCCGCGUGGCCGUGGCCGGCGACACGGAUGGCGGCGCCCGCGGCGUCGACGGCGACAAGGUCUGAUCUAGUGUGGAGUAGUAUAUGUUACGCUGUGUGUGUAUGAGUGGCUGUGUGUGUCGUAGCGUGUUGCGACGCGACGUCGCUCGUAGCGUCAAACGGGGCACGGAUCGUGUACCGUGGUACGUACGCGCGACGCAGUGCACGCUCCAAACUUGCCAGCGUGUGUGUACGUUCGCCACAGCUUGCCCGUUGAUUAACGAUCUGUUUCAUUUCAUGGAUUCGAACUGUCCUGCAACCAACCGA